AUGAGUAAUACUAAUAAGAGAUAUCCAAAAGCAGUUGUAUUUGAUUUAGAUUAUACUUUAUGGCCAUGUUGGUGUGAUACCCAUAUAUACACCCCAAUUAAAUCACUAAAUAAUUCAACAAUAAUAGAUUCAAAUAAAUUCAAACUAUCGUUUUACAAAGAUGUUGAAAAAAUUAUAUUAGAAUUAAUUGAAAAUAAUAUUAUUAUAAUUGGAGCAAGUAGAACAGCAACACCAAGUGUUGCCAAAAAAAUUUUAUCAUUAUUAGAAAUAGGAGAUGAACCAGCUAUAAAUCAUUUUGAUUCAUUACAAUGGGGUCAAGGUACAAAGAUAAAUCAUAUAAGGAAAGCUGCAAAAGAAUUGGAUAUCGUAGAUGAGUUGAAAAAUGGAGAGUUUAUAUUGUUUGAUGAUGAGUCGAGAAAUAAAGAUGUUGAAAGUAUAAAUGUUCAUUUUGCUCAUAUAAAAGAUGAAUCAAGAGGACUUACAAUGGAAAUAUUUAACAAGGAAUUAAAGAAAUGGCAUGAAAAGUAUAAAUAA
Molecule: messenger RNA, 534 nt
Organism: Insectozyma verbasci
Lineage: Eukaryota; Fungi; Ascomycota; Pichiomycetes; Serinales; Debaryomycetaceae
Source: the annotation of a GenBank genome assembly